CAGUCGUCCGACGCGUCCCGGCGGCCGCGCGAGACUUGCGAACUGGCCCAAGGACGGCUCUUUCGCCUCGCCGGGGCAGUCAGGGAGCAUCUCCUCGCGCGAGACGAGUUGCUCUGCGAGGCUGCCAGGAGGGCCAACGACGCGGCGCGGAGAACUGGGAGGAGGACCGUGUGUCGACCCAUUACCACGCCCGCGCCGCUGCCCGCGCCUCGCAAGGCAAACACUGGGGCUGCCCCUUCAGAGGAACAACACUCAGCUGAAGCAGCAGCGAGGCGUGCGCGUCCCGGCACCACUGCACCCACCGCGGGACUGCCUCGGUAGUCUAACCCCGCGGGACGAUGCCGCGCCCCGGCCCGAUCAACAAUGGGGACCGCUUAGGACUCGAGGCCUCGAGGCGCGCGUCGCGCGACUCGCUGGCCGAGGAGUACGAGCACGCCCGCCGCCACUCCACCGAUUCCACCGAGUCCUACGAGCACGUGCCGUCUCCCACGCACGCGCCCCGUCCCAACAAGGAGCGCCAGCGUUCGUUUGAAGCCAUGUCCGCCUCCGAACUAAGAAAGGCGGCCGCGGCAGAAAGAAGAGAGCGACGCCGCGCCGCGGCGCUCUUCAGGGUCACCAAAGUCGUGAGCGAGAGUGACGGCAACUCGUCCAAGUUAGUCCAGAGGCUGCUCGAAGUGGCCCGCGAGAUUUUGUACUGUUCUCACGUCACCUUGUUCUGGGUCGACCACGUCUCCGAAAUACUAAUUGCGGCGAAUCCCGACGGCAUCGAAUCGAUCGUCGUGCCCCUCGGCAAGGGCGUCGCCGGGAGGUGUGCUUUAGAUAAAGUGUUAUUGAACAUUGGGGACGCGUCCCAAGAUGAUCGCUUCGACAACACGACGGACAAGGAGACGGGAUUCUCUACGAGGACUAUCCUAUGCGCUCCGGUCGUCGAAGAGGGACGGACGGUCGCCGUCAUCGAAGCCCUGAACAAGGAGGAAGGCUCGUUUGACGACGAGGACGUCGAGCUCCUACAGUUGUUAUGUGAUGAGUUAAGGGCGCCUCUACGACGUGCAGCGGCCGACGAGACGUUUCAAGCCAGAGCGAAUUCGGCGGAAAGGGGCGUGGCUUACUUGAAGCUGUUCACCGAUGAACAAGAGGAGCCCUCGACGCCCGUGCAGACGACGCCGCACGUGUUGAGCUUCGAAGAAGAUGGCCAUUUCUCGCGCGACUCGUCGUUGAGCGACGAGCCGCUCGGCGAACUGGCGUCGUGGCGCUGGGACGCGUUGCGCGUCGCCGACGACGGCGGCGAGGAGGCCUUGGUCGAGGCGGCGCAGAUGAUGUUCGAGCACCACGGUGCGACGCGGCGCCCGACGUCAUGAGGUGUAUACCCCCUCCACGCCAUCGACGCCCUAUGAGGGGCACGCCAUCGACGCGACGCGAUCCCCCCUCCACGCCAUCGACGCCUCAUGAGGGGCACGCCAUCGACGCGACGUGAUAAUCUUCCGCGCCAUUGACGCGGCGUCCCGAACGCAGGUUCGCUCGAGCAGCACGACUGCCCCCGUAACGAAUUUCGGGCGUUCCUGGGGAUGGUGCGGAGUUCCUACAAGGCUACGAAUUCCUACCACAAUUUUAGACAUGCGGUGGCUGUUCUGCAUGUCGACUUCAUGCUCGCUUGCCGGGCGAAGCGAGCGAGGGAUUUAACAGCUUUAGACGUGCUAGCUCUCAAAGUAGCGGCUCUCUGCCACGACGUCGACCACCCCGGCCACUCGAACGACUUCGAAGUCAAAUCCUCGUCGGAGCUAGCGUUGAGGUACAACGACGCUUCUGUCUUAGAGAACUACCAUGCUUCGUUCGUCUUCGCAACACUCCUGAGGAAUCCAUCGACGGAUUUCCUGGCGAAUCUGUCACGAAAUGCCUACAGAGAAUUCCGCAAGGCCGUCAUCUCGAUGAUCCUGGCCACGGACAUGGCAAGGCACGGGGCGCACGUCGACUCAUUAAGGGCCUUUGCAGAUCGUACCUCAUUUACAUCAUUAACGAGGCACUCCUUCAGCGACAAGUCCGACUCGGACGACCGAGAUUCGAGAGUCGCCUCACCUAGACGUAGACAGUUUUAUCUCGAUCAGCUCAUCCACCUCGGGGACAUGAGCGCGCAAUGUAGUCCGAGUUUCGACACGGCCAAGGACUGGGCCGAGCGCAUCGCCGACGAGUUCCGAAAGCAAGCUUCUAGAGAACAAGACCUGGGCCUGCCGGUGUCGCCGUUCAUGGCUCGCCUCGAGACGGCGGCCGAUCUCGCGCUCGGACAGGUCGCGUUCAUCGACUACGUCGUCCAGCCUUUGUUUGCGGCGGCGCAGAAGAUCUUUCCGGAAGUUGGGGAAUUGGAAGAGAAUUGUCGGAAAAACAGGGAGGCGUGGCGCGCGCUCGGGGCGCGGGCGUCGGCGGACCGCGCGUCCGGUUGAGGUUUAUUUAUCUGUUGCGCCCGGCGGUCCUUGCGCGCGGGCGUGUGUUAUAUAUUUUAGGUAAA
This is a messenger RNA of Pelagomonas calceolata, 2500 nucleotides long. The record is from the annotation of a GenBank genome assembly. NCBI's taxonomy places the organism in Eukaryota, Pelagophyceae, Pelagomonadales, Pelagomonadaceae.